CAUGCAUAUUGUUGAAGUAUAUACUCCUAGCCUUCUCUAGUCCAUCCAAUAUCACCUUCAUUUUUUCUCUCUCUAUAUGCUAUCAUCCAUGGCUCUCUCCCACACAAGAUCAUGCAUAGUUCAACUUCAAGCUCAUCAAAUUCAUUCUCCCUUGUUUCAGAUAGUCAUCUUCUUCCUCUUGCUGCUCCCCCAUGCAAAUUCUAUUUCCUUCAGUUUCUCCGGUUUCCAGCCGAACAUGCCAGACAUAUUCUUUGAAAAUGAUGCUUUUGCAACAGGCGGGCUUCUCCAAGUCACAAAGAAUCAAGUUGAUGAUUCCCUCACUAGUAGCACAGGUCGAGCCUCAUAUGCAGAACCAGUGCGCCUUUGGGAUGCCAGCACAGGAAGGCUGACAAACUUCACCACUCACUUCUCCUUCGCCAUUAAGGCGGUUAAUGACUCUGUGUAUGGUGAUGGCCUCUCGUUAUUUCUGGCACCAUUUGAUUCUAGAAUUCCUCCCGAUUCAAGCGGUGGUUACCUUGCGCUGUUCAGCGCCAAAUCUGCCUUCAACACCUCACAAAAUAAAAUUAUUGCAGUUGAGUUUGACAGCCGCCAAGAUGAAUGGGAUCCAAGUUCAGAUCAUGUAGGCAUCAAUAUCAACUCCAUAAUCUCUGUGCAAAAGGUCCAAUGGAAGAGUAGCAUUAAGAAUGGUUCAAGAGCAAAUGCCUGGGUGAGUUACAAUUCAGCCACCAAAAAUUUAAGCGUCUUUCUAACUUAUGCUGAUAAUCCGGUUUUCAGCGGGAAUUCCACCCUUUCGUAUGUUGUUGAUUUGACGAAAGUUUUGCCGGAGUGGAUAAGAGUUGGUUUUUCAGCUGCCACAGGCGAGUCGAUUGAAUUGCACACUGUUUACUCUUGGGAAUUCGAGUCGACCUUAGAGGCCAGUGGUGGGAAAGGGAAGAAGAGUUUCGGAUUGGUGGUCGCGCUAGUUGUGACCAUUGGUGUCUUGACUUGUGGAUCUGGUGGGUAUUGGUUCAUCUGGUGGAGAAAAAGGGUUGGUCCCAGAAAAGAAGAUAUGGCCCUUGAACUGGCUAUUGAUGAUGAAUUUGAAAAAGGAACUGGGCCAAAGAGGUUCACCUACCGUGAACUGAGUCACGCAACCAAGAACUUCUCCGAGGAAGGGAAGCUAGGAGAGGGAGGAUUUGGAGGCGUUUACAAGGGUCUAUUAUCCGAUUCCAAGACAGAAGUGGCGGUGAAGAGAGUUUCAAGGGGAUCAAAGCAAGGGAAAAAGGAGUAUGUAUCAGAAGUGAAGAUCAUCAGUCGAUUGAGGCACCGAAAUUUGGUUCAACUCAUUGGUUGGUGCCAUGAACACGGAGAAUUACUCCUCGUCUACGAGUUCAUGCCUAAUGGAAGCCUGGAUACCCACCUAUUUGGAGGGAACUCCACGCUAACAUGGACAGUGAGGUACAAAAUAGCCCUUGGCUUAGCAUCCUCACUGCUCUAUCUUCAUGAAGAGUGGGAACAGUGUGUGGUCCACAGAGACAUCAAGUCCAGCAAUAUCAUGUUGGAUUCAAAUUUCAAUGCCAAGCUCGGAGAUUUCGGUCUGGCCAGGUUUGUGGACCAUGAGCUGGGCUCACAAACAACCGUCUUGGCUGGCACCAUGGGCUACCUCGCCCCGGAAUGUGUGACCACCGGCAAGGCCAGCAAGGAAUCCGAUGUCUACAGCUUUGGCGUUGUGGCCCUUGAGAUCACAUGCGGAAGAAGGCCAGUUGAGCCAAGGGCAGAACCAAGCAAGACAAGACUAGUAGAGUGGGUGUGGAACCUGUAUGGAAAAGGCCAACUCUUUGAAGCAGCGGACAAGGGGUUGUCUAUGGAAUUCGACCAAAGGCAAAUGGGGUGCUUGAUGACAGUUGGGCUGUGGUGUUGUCACCCUGAUAGCACUCACCGCCCAACAAUAAGACAAGUGAUAAAUGUUCUCAGCUUUGAAGCUCCACUGCCCAACCUUCCAAUGACCAUGCCAGUGCCAAUGUAUUUUGCACCUCCGAUGCAUAUGUGUAAGUUCUCCUAUACGUCUUCUGCCACCCCCACUGAUUCACAGAGUCAUCAAAGUGGGUGUUCCUGCAACAUUUGCACCUCAGAUUCUUCUAUGUCAUUAGGCUCUUCUAAAGCCCUUUUGAAAUUGCCCAAACCUGAUGUGUGAUAUCUAAUAGUUUUUUCAUUUGUAAUGGAGUUGUAAUG
This is a messenger RNA of Vitis vinifera (wine grape), 2211 nucleotides long. RefSeq names its product L-type lectin-domain containing receptor kinase IX.1-like. Gene Ontology annotation, cellular component: plasma membrane. The record is from RefSeq and is a predicted model, not a curated record. Bases 77 to 2173 code for a protein of 698 amino acids. Lineage: Eukaryota; Viridiplantae; Streptophyta; Magnoliopsida; Vitales; Vitaceae. The transcript has a single exon. Gene Ontology annotation, molecular function: carbohydrate binding; protein kinase activity; ATP binding. Gene Ontology annotation, biological process: protein phosphorylation.